AUGAGGUGGCUGUUGAGUCAAUUGGUGUUAUUGGUGAGUAUUUUUACCUUUAAACUAGUGCUUGCAUAUUCACCAGAUGUUUCGUUGGUAUUGGUUGAGGAUGUUUACGAGCAACUUGAAUACUUUGAUGACUCACCCACGGUUAUUUCCUUGAGAGGAAAUAUGGUAUUUAUUUCCAACGAUGACGGGAAACUGUUUAAGCAAGUUGAUGAGAUUAAAGAGCAUGUGGAAAGUAUUGUAUUUGACCCUUUUUGGAAAGAUCGUGCUUUUUUACUUACCAUGACUAAAACCCAUUAUUUCACAACAAAUAAGGGUAAAACAUGGUCAAAAUUCGAUACUGAGCUUUUUGAUAUGUCUGAAGAGAAUACCUUUGUUACGCCUCCUCAAUUGGAGUUUAAUGCUGCAGAUGCAAAUUUAUUAUUGAUAUACAACUCUCGAUGUUACAAGCAAAGAGAUGCUUCUAGUUGCAAGUACAAGUAUUUCUAUACUACCGAUGGAUUCAAAAAAGUAUCCAAAAAAUUGCCUAUUGAUGCUCAUGUUUGCAGGUUUUCAAGAUCAAGCAAAAACUCAGAGAUUGGUGAAAAAAGUUCACUUUUUUGUUCAGAGAAUAAGCUAAACUCAUUUGGAUAUAUAGUACUGUCGAGAUUGGUUAAAUCAAAAGAUUUCUUCAAAUCAUCCACAGAGCUCCAUUUAAGCAAUGCAGGAAACGGCGCAAUCAUUGAUAUCAAAGUAACCGAAACUUUUAUGACAAUUGUCCUGAGAUUGGAUAAAUACAGUGAGCAAUCAAAGAUCAACAUGUUCAUCACACGUGAUGGAAUUACGUUUUUCAAAGCCGAUUUGCAAAUUGAUAUCAAAUAUGGAGUCAUGUCCUUUUUGGACUCAUCUCCUUCGUCACUUUUUGUCCAAACUAUGAAUUUCAAGAGUAGAAAAAUGCUGAUUGCUGAGUUAUUUAGAUCCGAUUCAAACGGUGUUCGUUAUAAAAAGUUGCUAGAUGAUGUUGCAAAUGGAAUGGUUAUGAAAAUUGAAAACAUCGAUGGCGCUUGGUUAGCGAACAUUGCUGUUGAAAAAUUAGAUGAAAACGAAGACGAACCAAAAUCGUUUCUCGAUUAUUUUUUUGGUGGCAGUUCCUCCAAGAGUGUAGUCACCAAAUAUUCCUUUGAUGACGGAGAUACUUGGAAUUUAUUGAAAUCAAAUGAUGAGAGAUGUAAAAUUGAAGAUGGAUGUUCUGUACAUUUAAUAUCAACUGGGGAAUUAGUAGGAGACAGAUUCGUAACUGGACCUACGCCAGGAAUUUUAAUGGGUGUUGGUGUGGAGGGGAAACAGCUAAAAAACAUGUAUCGUAGCAUGAAUACAUAUAUUUCAAGAGAUGGUGGUGCUUCAUGGGACUUGGCUUUGGAGUCUGCGUGUACUUUUUCAUUUGGUGAUCAAGGUAAUAUCAUAAUUGCUGUGCCGUAUACCGGAGCUGUUGAUGAUGAAGCAGUUGAUUUUUUCCAUUACUCCUUAAAUCAAGGAAAAGACUGGGAAACAGUGAAUUUGGAAAAACUGAUAUAUGUUUCGGACAUAUUGACUACAAUUGAUGGAACGUCGCGUAAAUUCGUAAUCACAGGUAUACACCAAGAGGAGAAUGGGGAUUCUCUUUCAGUGAGAAGAGCAAACUAUCAUGUUGAUUUUUCAAAUGUAUACGAUGGGAAAAUUUGUCAAGAUAGUGACUAUGAAAAUUUUUAUGCUAGGCAAGUUGGGGACAGCAAUCUGCCUACUUGUGUUUAUGGACACAAAGAAAAGUUCAAGAGAAGAAAACAAGAUGCACAAUGUUCUGUGAACAAAUUGUUUGAAGAUGUCAAGGCUAUUGAAGAACCAUGUGAAUGUAGUGAGGUUGAUUUUGAGUGUUCGCUAGGAUUCAUGCCUAGUCAAAAGGGAGGUAACAAAUGUAUUCCAGAUCCAAGAGAGCUUGCAAAAUUAUGUCUCUCGGAAAAGGAGCUCCGUAUAUAUGACAAGAAUUUAAUCAAUGGUAAUCAAUGUAAAUAUGGGUCUAAAAAGCUAGAGGAUUUCAGGACUUUGGAAGCUAUAAAGUGCUCUGAUUACGUGAAUCCAGAUGGGGAUUCAGUUGGCGAUGAGCAAGCAAUCCAAGUUCAUCUCAAUGAAAUUGAGGGAGGAUUAAUGCAAUAUGCUUAUGUUGGUACAGAUGAUGACAAACUUGCUGAUAACGUUGUUUUGCAAACUGCAGAUUCCCACGCGUAUAUUUCAAAUAAUGGUGGUAUUUCAUUUGUAAAAGUACCCGUGCAUGAUAAAAUUACUGGCUUUUUCACAGGAACUGUUUCUGGUCAAGUUAUUCUCGUUACUGACUCAGACAAAAUUUACGUAUCUGAUGAUGGGGGUGCUUUACUCACUACAGUGAAAGUUCCAGCUAAGUUCAGCUCAUCUGUUUUUAGGCCUGUUGGUUUCCACGCCACUAAUACCAAGAAAUUUAUAUGGUUAGGCGAAGCAUGCCUGGGUGGUGAUUGCAAAACAACAGGCUAUUUUACCAGCGAUGAAGGUACAUCAUUCAAAAAACUUCUUGAAGAUGUCGUGAUGUGCGAUUUUGUUGGGGCUAUUUUUAAGGAACCAGCUGAUAAUUUGAUUUUUUGUUCCAAAGUUGCAGAAGACGGGAAAAAAAGCUUAUGGUCUAUAAACGGACUGAAACAGCCAGAAAUGAUUUUUGAUAACAUUGUUGGGUACGCAAUGACUGGAAGUUACGUCGUUGUUGCUGUUAUUAAAGAUGGCUCACUCGAAGCCAAAGUCACUGGGGAUGGUAAGACAUUUGCCGACGCUGAUUUCCCUAAAGAUCUUAAAGUGAAGGAGCACCAAGCAUAUACUGUGUUGGAUUCAAGUGCAGGCUCAAUCUUUAUGCACGUUACUACUAGCUCUGAAGAUGGUUUCGAGUAUGGUACGCUUUUGAAGUCCAAUUCAAAUGGUACUUAUUUCGUUACAUCGUUAGAGUAUGUAAAUCGAAACAAAGUAGGAUACGUUGAUUUUGACAGAAUUGAAGGAUUAGAGGGCCUUAUUAUGGCGAAUGUUGUGGCAAAUCAUCGCAAUGAAAAAGCGCCAAAAAGAUUACAAACACUUGUAUCGAGAAAUGAUGGUAGUGAGUGGGAUUAUUUGGUUCCGCCAGCUGGUGGCAAUUACAAAUGUAGCGGAUCUUCGCUUCUGAAAUGUGCAUUGCAUUUGCAUGGGUUUACCGAACGACAAGAUUAUAGAGAUACUUAUUCGUCUGGAUCAGCAAUUGGUUUCCUCAUUGGUGUUGGAAAUGUAGGAGAAUAUUUAACCGAUUAUGAUGAAGCAUCGACGUUUUUGAGUAUUGAUGGAGGAGUUACUUGGAGUGAAGUUAAAAAAGGUGUAUAUAUGUGGGAAUAUGGCGACCAAGGUACAAUCUUGGUAUUGGUCAAUGCGAAUGACGAAACCGAUACAUUAUUAUACUCGCUAAAUGAAGGGAAAUCGUGGAAUGAGUAUAAGUUCUCAGAUAACAAAGUGCGAGUAUUAGACUUGGCCACUGUUCCAACUGAUACAUCACGUAAAUUCCUUAUAUUUGCAGCGCAUCCAAAAGAUAUCAGAGACACGUUAUCAUUUUCCAUUGAUUUCACAAAUAUUUACUCGCGUCAAUGUCAGUUGGAUUUAGAUAAUCCUGAAAACGACGAUUAUGAAUUUUGGUCACCAUAUCAUUCAAAUGGUGAAGACAAAUGUUUAUUUGGGCACGAGUCAAAGUAUCUACGUCGUUUACAAGAGCGCAGUGAUUGUUUUAUUGGUGCAGCACCAUUAUCUCAAGGAUAUAAACAAAUAAGGAAUUGUUCAUGUACAAGACGUGAUUAUGAGUGCGAUUUCAAUUACGUUCGAGACCCGCUGGAUAACACGUGUAAAUUGGUACCGGGAUUAACAGCAGGUGAUCGCAAGAAGGAUAUGUGUAGUAAGCCAGAUGCAUUCCAGUAUUUUGAUAGUACUGGGUAUAGAAAGAUUCCAUUAUCUACUUGUCAAGGUGGUAAACAAUUUGACAAGUGGGAAGCAAAAGCGUGUCCCGGAAAGGAGAAAGAGUUCAACGAGCAUUAUGGAAGGGAAGUUAAAGGAAGCAAGCUUUUCUUGACAAUUUUUGUACCUUUGCUAAUAUUUUUGUCAGCAACUUGGUUUGUAUAUGACCGUGGCAUUAAGAGAAAUGGAGGUUUCCAGAAAUUGGGACUGAUAAGAUUAGAUGAAGAGAAUUUUGACGACGGAUUCAAUCCAAUUGAAGAGACUCAGGUUGAUGUAGUUGUUAAUAAGAUUGUUAAAGGAGGUAUACUCACCGCCGCCAUAGUUAUUGCCACUUUUAAAACGAUACGUAAAGUGGAUAGAAUGUUAUUGGAUAAAAUUGGUAAUGUUAUAUUCAGAAGAAGUCCCGGUCGGAGAAACUACGUGAGCAUACCUGAAGAAGAUGAAUUAUUUGGAGAUUUUGAAGAUGAUGUAGAUGAGGAAUUGGAAAAUGGCGCAAGAUUAAAUCGACAUCGCAAUGGUGAGGAUAUUUUUAGAGACGAUGACAUUGAUAUUGUACAGCAGCAACAGCAGCAGCAGCAGCAGCAGCAGGAAGAGGCGGAGGACAAUUUGGCAGGCGGGGUGGAUAAUCCAAAUAGCGUAAACAAGAGUGCAUUGUCAGAAGAAAAUGAAAGACUUUUUGACAUUGACGAUGGGGAAGAGGAUGAUGAUGAAGAGGGCGACGAUGUGGUGGAGGACGAUCGAUUGGGACCAGAAGAGAAUCAAUAA
Messenger RNA from Lodderomyces oxycetoniae, 4761 nucleotides. RefSeq names its product type I sorting receptor (gene PEP1). Gene Ontology annotation, molecular function: protein binding. The transcript has a single exon. Gene Ontology annotation, cellular component: Golgi apparatus; membrane. NCBI's taxonomy places the organism in Eukaryota, Fungi, Ascomycota, Pichiomycetes, Serinales, Debaryomycetaceae. Gene Ontology annotation, biological process: Golgi to endosome transport; Golgi to vacuole transport; protein targeting to vacuole. The coding region runs from base 1 to 4761 and encodes 1586 amino acids. The record is from RefSeq and is a predicted model, not a curated record.